GUUAACAGAAGAGGAUGCCACCCUUGUUUGCGGACUAUGUUAUAACAUGCGUUACCAUUAGCCUAUUUUCCAUUAAUGGCAUAUGUCCGCUUUUUCAAACUACUGUAUAGAGCAAAUCACACAUAAGAUAGCCGGUUUGGUUAUUCCCGCUGUGCAGAAUCCAAAGCACGGAAAUUGUUCGGUAGAGGAGGAAGAGAACAUCUUCAUACUCCACAAUGGACUCAGUGCUGAAUAUACUGAGAAAAUAUCUGGAAACCCUCACAGUAGCACAGUUCAAAAAGUUCAAGCACCAUUUGAAGGACUUGGGCACAAUCCCAUGGGGCAAUCUGGAGAAAAGUGACUCUGAUGACACAGUAGACCUAAUAGUACAAGCAUACACCAUAAAUCAUUCUGAUGGAGUCAUAUUGACGAUCCUGAAGAAGAUGAACCUGAACCAGCUAGCCAUGGACAUGGAAAAUGAACUGGAGGAACGCGGCUGUGGCUGUGACCCCAUGAAGCAGAGUGUGUCCAGUCUUCAGCCGGGGGAACAGGAACAGGAAGUGGAGGAGGGGAGUCAGAGGAAGAGGAGGAAAGAGUCUGACAUCUUCUGCGAUCUCCACAGACGAGAAGUCAAACUCUUCUGUCAAGAUGAUGGAGAGUUGGUUUGUUAUGAGUGCAUAAACUCAGAAAUACAUAAGAGUCACAACUUCAGACCCAUCAGUAAACAAGUGCUCGCCCUGAAGGAAGAGCUCAAGGUUAACAUGGAGCCCCUCAGGAAGCAGGUGAAGCUAUGCGAAGAAGCUAAAGUUAUUUGUGAACAAACAGCAACAUAUAUUAAGAGUCAGUUCAAACGCACAGAAAUGCUGUUGAAGGAGGAGUUUGAGAAGCUUCACCAGUUCCUGCGAGAUGAAGAGGAGGCCAGGACAGCAGCACUGAGGGAGGAGGAGACUUGGAAGAGUGAGAUGAUGAAGGAGAAGAUUGAGAAGAUGAGCAGAGAGAUCUCAUCUCUUUCAGACACAAUCAGAAUCAUAGAGGAGGAGAUGGGAGCUGAUGACGUCACAUUCCUGCUGAACUACAAGUGCACAGUGGAAAGAGCCCAGUGCACACUGCAGGAUCCAGAGAGGGUUUCAGGAGCUCUGAUCAAUGUGGCAAAGCACCUGGGCAACCUGAAGUUCAGAGUCUGGGAGAAGAUGCAGGAGACUGUUCAGUAUGCUCCUAUGACUCUGGAUCCCAACACUGCACACCCACAUCUCCUCCUGUCUGAGGAUCUGACCAGUGUGAGACGUGGUGAUGAGAGACAGCAGCUUCCUGAUAACCCAGAGAGAUUUGAUGAGUGGUCUUGUGUCCUGGGCUCUGAGGGCUUUAACUGCGGGACUCACUGCUGGGACGUGGAGGUUGGGGACAGUACGUGGUGGCUCCUGGGUAUGACAACAGAGUCCCUCCAGAGGAAGGGAGACUUCACCUCCAAGAGCGGAUGCUGCUACAUCUGGCAUGAAGAUGGCAAAUACGGAGCACGUUCUUCCCCACAGCUGCCCACUGUCCUCACAGUGCAGCAGAAACUCCAGAGGAUCAGAGUGCGGCUGGACUGGGACAGAGGAAAGCUGACAUUCUCUGACCCCAUCAACAACAGACACAUUCACACAAUCAAACACUCUUUUACUCAGAGAGUGUUUCCAUUCCUCGCCAAUGUCUGUAAACUCUCUGCUCUGAGGAUCUUACCCGUUUCUGUGAGGGUGGAUCAGAGCGAAUCAACCUGACACCGUCUGUGUCACAAAGAUGAACGACAGCAAACGCUUGUACACACAGGACCAAAGUAAUGAUUUAAAGACAGCAAAAUGUUUCUCACACUCUUAACGAUGCUUUUGGGUUAUUUGAGAUUCCGGUAUUAUAGAUGUGUAAUAGAUUGCUUUGUCUUAUUACAAAGUAUGUCCUACAUCUUUAUAGAUUAUUGUAAGGUCAUUCAGAACAGUCUCUGACGGUUGGUUAGCCUGCUAGGCACAUAAAGAUGACUGAUAUAAUGAUAUCUUUCUACAUCGUAUUGCUCUCCGUAGUAGGUUCAGCAAUGUCUCACUGCAGUUCAUAGCACACGUCCUAGAUGAGUUGGCCAAACUACCAGAUAUAUACUGCCAUCUGGUGGUGAUUAUUAUAAAAUAAAAAUACAUUUGGUGGGGUUGGAGGUGG
Molecule: messenger RNA, 2160 nt
Organism: Sardina pilchardus (European sardine)
Lineage: Eukaryota; Metazoa; Chordata; Actinopteri; Clupeiformes; Clupeidae
Product: zinc-binding protein A33-like
Exons: 10
Coding region: 216-1736 (506 amino acids)
Biological process (GO): protein ubiquitination
Cellular component (GO): cytoplasm
Molecular function (GO): ubiquitin protein ligase activity; zinc ion binding; protein binding
Source: RefSeq, a predicted model, not a curated record